Molecule: messenger RNA, 2862 nt
Organism: Danio rerio (zebrafish)
Lineage: Eukaryota; Metazoa; Chordata; Actinopteri; Cypriniformes; Danionidae
Source: RefSeq, a predicted model, not a curated record
GAUGCAGAAACACGGAAACGGAAGCGUAAUAAGAGUGAUGUUGCACUGAGCUGUCAGUUGCACUUGUUUACAUCAGACUUUAUUUUUACUUUUUGUCAAAAGCCACGUACAGACUGUCGGUGAGGCAUUAUUCAGAGCGUCUUGUUCGAGGAUAAAGCAGCUAUCCUCCAUCAUAACCGGAGAAAUGAGGGUCUCUGGAGCUUUAUUUCUGCAGUUUUUGCUGUUGGUCGUUCCUCACAUCAGUUGCUGGAAUGAUGAGGCCGUGUUGCUUCGUGAUGUCCAGGUGCUGACCCUGUACAGAGGACGCUACACCACGGCCCGCCGCUCUAGCCCUGUUCCCCAGCUGCAGUGCAUCGGAGGCUCCGCCGGCUGCGGAUCCUUUACUCCAGAGGUCGUGCAGUGCUACAAUAGAGGAUCAGAUGGCAUCGACGCACAGUGGGAAUGCAAGGCUGAUAUGGAUAACUUGUACCGGUUUGGCCGUGUGGAGGUCUCCUGUGAGGGUUAUAACAGCCCCAAUGAUGCCUAUGUGCUGCGAGGCUCCUGUGGUCUGGAAUAUACGCUGGAGCUCACCGCAGAAGGGAAGCAACAGCAGGGAUCGUCUGGAUUCUCAGGCUUUGCCUCCAACUUCUUCCAAGGUUUUUCCAAUCAGAAGCAGCAGCAGAGAGGAGGAGGAGGCGACGGCGGAGGCCCGUAUCAGCAGCACUCCUAUCAGAACAGCCCCUCUGGAGAUGGAGUCGGUGGGCUUUUAGUGGUGGCUUUCCUCCUGCUGGUGGCGUUUGUGGUCUACAAGAUGUUUCUAUGCAGUCCCACUAAUGGCCACCAGGGCUUUGGUGGAGAUCAGGGGUAUGACAGCACCAAUGGGGCCUGGGACAACAGUCAAGGCAUGGGGCCGCCACCGCCAGGGUUUAAACCUGAUUAUUAUUCAGGAGCAGAUCACUCCAACUCAAGGCCUGGAUACGGCUUCUCUGACUCCUACACCAGACCUCAGAGCUCCUGGACUGGUUUCACUGGUAGAACCAGACCUGGUGGAGGCGGCGGCGGCGGUGGUGGAUUCUGGACUGGAAUGGGCACAGGUGGAAUUCUGGGAUAUUUGUUUGGGAAUCAGAGACGGCAGCCACCGAUGGGCUUCGCAGGACCAACUUAUAACAGCAACCCUUCUCCAGCUCCUAAAACAAGCUCAGGAACACGGACCGCCUCAGGUUUUGGAACCACUAAAAGAAGAUGAUUGCAGAGAGAUGAGUGUCUACCGUCACAACUUCAGGUCUCUGAUUGGAUGUGAUCGGCAGGCAAUGUACAACUGUUUCCAAAUGCUGUUCAUUCAUAACUAUUAUGUAAGUCCAGAUGUAGUGUGGUAUUGAUCUGGAUCGGUUUGCAGUUCUUCUCUUAAACUGCUUGAAAAACUCCUGCCUUCUUCCACACUGGGUUUAGUGCAAGUAUAGACGAAACAAAAAAACCAAAGCAAUUGAUCCUGAAGCACUGCAUUUUUCCCCAAAGUUUUAAAUUCUCGAUCCAUAUUUUCUACAAUUCUGUAUAUAUUUUAAGUCAGCAGUAAAUACACUUGCUGAUCUUGUUCUCCAGAUUUUUCCAACAUAUUUCUUCAUUUAAAUGAUAUCAUUUUUCAGUUUGUCUUAUCAGCUCCCAGUGUAUAAAUUCAAAUCUACUUUUAAAAAUAGUUUUCUCUUGAAAAUAUUGAUGCACUGGUGACAUAUAAUGAUGACUUUAUUUAAAAAUAAAAGAUAUUGUAAAAAUAAUGUAAAUAGUUGUGGUUUUGUUUGAGAGAUUAGCUUGAUAUACCCAAGAUAUACUGUGAUAUAAUUUUUAGGCCUUUAGCUCAUGUGAAACAUGCAAAAUGCUUCAUAUAUUGAAGCAUAAGUUGUGCACUGGCUCACUCUAUUACUGUUGAUGCUUUUUAUAUUAAAAUCAUGGUUUGGGAAAUCUUUUCUUGACGUGAUUAUUGUGCUGUUAGUAGUAAAUAGUGACCCUGGACUACAUUUCUAAAAAUGAUCAACUUUUCUUUUAUGCCAAAAAUCAUUCAAAUAUUAAGUAAAGAUCAUGUUAUAUGGAGACAUUUCCUAACAUAACUAUUCCAAAUUGUAUUUUCUGAUUAGUAAGAUUUGGAUGUUUUUGAACUUUCAGAUUCCAGAUUUGCAAUAUUGUCCGAACAAACCAUAAAUCAGUGAAAAGCUUAUUUAUCCCUAUGGUGUAUACAAAUUAACAGUUAUUGUCACUUUGUGGUCCAGGCUCACAAUUGAAUUUGAAUGAUGAUGAACGUUGAUAAUGGUUACAAGCAUAGCAUAGCUUAAAACAGUUGUGUAUAGAUCUUUAGAAGUUUAAUUUCUUCAUCUUUAUAAGCACAUCAAGACAUUUCUGCGUUGUGCAAUAUAAAGAUUUAUUCCAUGUUUUUGCUAAGAAAAUAUUACAAACCAUGACGCUGUUUUAUAAUCUUAACAUUGUUCACCGUCAGCUUCAUUUAAUAUUUACCAUAAUGUAUCCCAUCACACCAGGAUAAACUAUAUAAUGAUUCUUAGCAAACUAAGAAUUUAGAGAUAAUGAUCAUUUUGGGCCUAUUAGAACAAUAAUCAUUAGAUGGCAUAUUUUUAUGACUAUUUAAAGAUCUCAGACCCCAAAUAAUAACUAUUUAAUGAUAAUCAUAUAUAAUUAAUAAUGCUAAUUUUGAAUCCUCAUGCUUUGCUGAUAUCCUUCAAAAUCACUAGUUUUUUUUUUUUAAGUGCAGAAUGUAAGUUUGACACCCAGUGGUUGAAAUAGGUAUUGCAUACUAGGAUCAAAACAGAUUCCCAGAUUGACGAUACCAACAGUGAUGCUGAUUUAAGUCGUGUUCUAAAUAAAAGCACUGGCACACAA